Messenger RNA from Polyodon spathula (Mississippi paddlefish), 4997 nucleotides. It is a transcript of the gene ccdc102a, whose product is annotated as coiled-coil domain containing 102A. Gene Ontology annotation, cellular component: myosin complex. The record is from RefSeq and is a predicted model, not a curated record. The transcript has 10 exons. Bases 216 to 1916 code for a protein of 566 amino acids. NCBI's taxonomy places the organism in Eukaryota, Metazoa, Chordata, Actinopteri, Acipenseriformes, Polyodontidae.
UCCUGAUUGAAUUCCUGCUAGCUGAACGGGAACAGAAACGUGCACAGGAAAAGGGAGCGUAUCUGCUGAUAAAUUAUUUACAACAUUCACAUACAUCGCCACAAGCGUGCAGUUUGUUUAAGUCGUACAGCAUGUAUGUAUAAUCCAUUUCCUCUCGGAUUCAGAAGAUGGGCUGUUAACCAUAGUCAGUUCCCGCAAGUAACGCUGCAGCCUCAAUGAAUCACACGGCAAGUUCCCACGUGACAGACUCUGCAAGAGCAGGCGGGAGCCUCCUCUCAAGCUUGGGCCCUUCUCCGGACAGAAUGCGUUCACCGGACAGCCUGGCCACCCCUAGCCCGAAAGGGGGAACCCCGAACUCCAGCCCGCCCCUACUGCUGUCCCCGGGGUUCGGGGGAGGUGAGGGGGGAGACUGGGAGGGCCGGGAGGAGCUGCGUCUGCGGGAGUUGGAGGAGGCGCGCGCACGGGCAGCCCAGAUGGAGAAGACGAUGCGCUGGUGGUCAGACUGCACCGCCAACUGGAGGGAGAAGUGGAGCAAAGUGAGGGCGGAGAGGAACAAGGCCCGGGACGAGGUCCGGCAGCUGCGGCAGAGGCUGGACACCUUGACCAAGGAGCUGACAGCGGUGCGUAGAGAAAGGCAGGAGCUCGCCAAUGAGAACGAGCAGCUCAGGCAGGAGACUGGACGCCUUCGUGAUGAUAGAACACCCCCCACCACCAUCACUGACGCUACUGCAAAUGCCCAGCAUUGCCUUGCUCUGAACCCACCCUCCCUCAACAACAAGCUGGUCUCCGAAGGGCUGGGGUCCCCUGAGCAGGAGCCCGUGCGGGAUGUGGGUACAGAGAAACCUGAUAACAACAAGGAGCUGGAGCUGCUGGAGUCCCUGCUGCGGGCAAAGGUGGCCGAGGGUCCAGAGAACUGGGAGGGGCGCAGUGCGGGCAGCCUCCGCUCGCCCCUCAGCCGUCAGGACCGCAGCCGGCUGCUCUGGGACGACGUGUCCAUCAUUGAGGAGGACGCCAGCAAGGUCAACGCCCUCCAACUGCGCCUCGACGAAUCACAGAAAGUCCUGCUCAAGGAGAGAGAGGACAAGCUUUCUCUCAGUAAGAGCAUCGAGAAGUUGGAGGCUGAGCUCAGCCAGUGGAAACUCAAAUACGAGGAGCUCAACAAGACCAGGCAGGAGACCCUCAAACAGCUGAACCUGCUGAAGGAGGUGCACCAGGACGAGCUGGGCCGCAUGUCAGAGGUCCUGGAGGAUGAGUUGGGCGCUCGCUCCAGCAUGGACAAGAAACUGUCUGAGCUGCGAGGGGAGAUGGAGAGGCUGCAGGCAGAGAACGCGGCGGAGUGGGGGCGUCGGGAGCGCCUGGAGACGGAGAAGCUGACGCUGGAGCGCGACAACAAGAAGCUGCGCACGCAGAUCGAGGACCUGGAGGAGCAGCUGGCACGCAAACGCAGGCAGGCAGCCAGCGCCCUCGACACCGACCUCAAGAGCAUCCAGAGUGAGCUCUUCGAAAGGAGUAAGGAGCUGUCAGACAUGCGGCAUGUCCACUCCAAGUUGAAAAAGCAAUACCAGGAGAAGAUGGCAGAGCUGGCCCACGCCAACAGGAGAGUGGAGCAGCACGAGGGGGAGGUGAAGAAACUGCGACUGCGUGUCGAGGAGCUCAAGAAGGAGCUGGCCCAGGCAGAGGACGAGCUUGACGAUGCUCACAACCAAACCAGGAAGCUCCAGAGGUCCCUGGACGAGCAGACCGAGCAGUCGGAGAACACCCAGGUGCAGCUCGAACACCUGCAAUCCAGGCUGCGUCGGCAACAAAACCCAUCUCUGUUUGAUAAGAUCCGGAACAGCAGGUUCAGCGAGGACCCAAAUGAGGUGGCCAGCGAUCCUGACGAGGAGGAAGAGGAGCUGCAGAUCCAGAUUCCCUAGUUGACAGACUCUCUGUGAGACCUCAAACACACACACACACACCACAUACACAGACACACAUACAUACAUGGGCCAGGUGACCUUCUAAGAGCUCUGUUACUCUCGUCAGUGGCUGACAAACUGGUGGACCUGCUUAUAGUGCUGGUAUUGUGGAUGUCUGAGAGAGGAUGGCACAUGUUUUUUGUGGCAGCCGCCCAUUUUGUUUAUCAGGUCCUUCUGAGAUUUGUUUGCCCACCAAGGUCACUGGCUUAUCUCCUUCUACAAUAUUGCUUUGGGGGAAAAAAAAAAAAGCUUCAUCCUGGCUUUUUUUUUUUCUCAGCUAGUGAAACUGUAAAGGGUAUAAAUUACCUUGUUGGAAUCCCAGGGGGCUGGUUCUGUUUAAACCACGCUCGAGGCAUCUGUACUGAGAUUACACGCAGCUCAGAACGCUCCUGCAGGUUCAAACUGGGAUUCAAAUGCUGUCCGAGAGGGUUAUCUGAAAUGCAUCUGUGACCAGUGGAUAAUUUCUACCGGCCUCCUCGAAACCGGCACCCAGCAUGUCGGCAACAUUGGUCCGGCCCGAUGUGUGUACAUAAUGAUUUAACUCUGAAACUGAUGUUUGUGCUGAACUGGAACGACGGGUGUUGGGAGACGACAUUCAAAAGCAAUAAACCUUCAAGUAUGUGUAAAAACAGUGACGCUAUUAGGGGACCAAGCUAUUGUCACAGUUACAAUGGACGUUAUUUAACUUUUAAUGAUUGUUAUUACUUGUUCUAUAUACCUGUAUAAAUACUUGGAUCCAGUUUUUGCAGAGCUCUAGGGUGGUGUAUGCACCUCUUCGCUUGGGUCAUUGUAAUUGAGGUUGUAUAUUUUGAAGGGAUGAACAUUGACCCUCUUAUUCCCCCUUGAGUGUUUCUUUACAUCUGCAGGUCAUCUCUACAUUGACAGAUCUUAUGAAGUCUCAGCAAUAAUAGAGCAAGGCUUUCAGAAAAACUAUACAGAAUGUUUACACAAUAUCAGUGCAGUGAAAUUGCAAGCUGCUUGCUUCCAAAUGUUUGAACACACAGGGGGUUACCUGGUCCAUUUAUUGGAAAUGAGGACAUUAUUAUCUGAUUACAGGCAUGUCAGGUCAUCAUUGAUCACCCCCACAAGCAACAGCUGUUACCACGGAAACUAGUCAGGUCUUGUAGGGAAUGUGACUCUUGAGCGAGAGAAAUGGAUAUGUAUGUUUUUAAUUUAAUUUAAAAUACUCAAGUGUUAUUUAUAGAUGGGUUUGCUCAUUUCUAAUUCCAACCCUUAUUUGAUGGUGGUGUAUUGUGUUGUCGUCCACUACAGUAUAGUCAACGACAAAUGUGUUCUGAUAAAAAGUCAAGAUUGCUUCCAGCUUCCCCUGGAGGUUGACCUCAGAUGGCAAUCUCCAAUCAGAUCGCAGAUAUAGCUUACAUCAUUGCUACAUUUUUAAAUGUAUCUGAAUUAAGAUCAGCUUCUGGCAGACACCAUCACCAUAAUACACUUUAUUCUGAUGUCUUUAGCCGCAUUAUACCAGUUGUUUCAUAGAUUUUUUGAAGCCUUUCUCUAUGUACUUGCUCUGUGAACAGCUUUUACUAUAAACCACAAUGGCUGGCUUGGAAAGGUGUAUUACAAUUAGUAACACAAGCUCUCUGACUACUGGAGCCCACAGGAGAGCUACGUGAUCCCAGACAUCCAGACCAUUUCCCCCUCCCAGUAAACUGCAGUGGGAUAUAACCCAUUAUCCCAGUAAGUUUAUUACGGCUUAACACUAGCAUCCGUUGACUGCCCCUCGUAAUCGUUAGGUACUGCAUUUCCCAACGGAUGUUCCAGAGAAACUACAAAUGUAGUUUAAAGCAUUGCCGACAUUUCAGUAGACGGCAUUGUUAAGGUGUCCCUUGUACUAGUUAUUGCCUUGUGUUUGAUAACCCAUCCAUCCAUAUUACUGCAGUAAUACACUACAAGCAAGCUUUACGUUUUAGCAGCAGCUUUAUUGCAACAACCAAGACCCAGAAGGACAGCGAUUGUCAUCUGAAAUGGUGAUUUAAAUUUUUUUUUUUUUUUGGUAUAUUAUUAUUAUUAUUAUUAUUAUUUACUACUACUAUUGCUAAUAUAAGUAGUGUUAAUUGUAAAUCAGUAUUCUAAUUUGAAUGGCUCCCUUACUAGUAAUGAACUGCGUUUUCAGAUAAGUUCCUGUUUAUUUAUUGUUGUUGUAUAUCUGUUUCAGCCCAGUGUUGUAACUGUUUGUUUCACAUUAAGAGCUGAUGUAUAACAUAUUACCAAGAAAGGGUGCUAGGUCACUAAGUUCUGUUUUUAUAGGUUUUACGUACUGUGUCUUCAACCAAAGAUUAUGUAGCAUCUCGUUUGUUUCUUAUGCUUCCUGGGGGUGCUCACUGUGUGCUGAUUGCAUUUGCAAAAAGAAAAAGCAAAUGCUGCUUGCUAGUUUUAUAACGUUGUUUUUUGACUGGGAGGUAAACUGUACACCGGUGGAAAAAGAAUGAAAACCCAGGACUUUGAUUACUUCUCUGUCUGUACCAGUUGAUUUUCUGUGCUUGGAACUGGCUGUUCUACUUUAAAACUCAUACACACACGAUACUAAACACUACUAAUCCAGAGUAUUAUAUGCAUGCUAUGUAUCUUAAAAAGUAAUUAUAUAUUUUUUACUGUUUUACAUGAUGUAAAAAACAAACAAACAAAAACAAAAAUCUUUGUCUGUUUUGUACCAAUCCCUGAAAAAAAAAAAAAAAAAAAAAAAAAAAAAAUCCUUUUUGAAUAAAGGUGAAAAGCCUUCAGUCUGGGGCUCUGUUGUGUUUUCAACAUGAUAUACCCACGGUAGCAAUAAUCCUCCACUGAGUAAACACGAGGAGCCUGUUUCAUGUAUUAUGAAUGGAGGAAAUGUUUCAGAUAUGCCAUUAGUGCUGUUUUUCUGCCACUGAGAACAACUUAAAUGUAUGCCUCGCUUUUUAUUCUAAAAGUUGAGCUGUGGCUAUUUAAGUGCUUGUAUUUUGGAGCUGGAGAAAAAAAAAAUACUGUACAACAGCAUAGGCACAGAGCAAGCUUUCCCAUCAAUUGGGGUCCUUACUAUAGUAUAAU